AGGAGGCGUCCGGAGCAAACCCGCUUUUUUCUCCCUGGCGGGGCCCCAGGGGAUUGUGGGAAUUGUAGUUCAGAUGCUGUCCGCCAUGGGCCGCCGACUCUACCAUAGAGCAUCUUCGGUGUGUUUCCUCCGUGUCACCCAUCAGACUUAAACCUGGAGAGCCUGCAGGGGCCGGGUGUCGGGCUCCUCCUUGGUACGCAUCCUCUGCCCCACCCUGGCGGAGACGCGCCCAAAUUAUAGGCCCACUGAGGGUGUUGGAGGGUGAGCAACGCAGCUCCUGAUGCCCAUAAACAGAGGCGGCGGCCACUGUGUAAGCUGCUGAGCAUGGAGUUACAGGAGGAGCUGAGUCGUACUGGUCGAUCUCGAGAGGUGCUGGAACUGGGGCAGGUGCUGGACACAGGCAAGAGGAAGAGACACGUGCCUUACAGCGUUUCAGAGACGAGGCUGGAAGAGGCUUUGGAGAAUUUAUGUGAGCGGAUCCUGGAUUACAGUGUUCAUGCUGAGCGCAAGGGCUCGCUGAGAUAUGCCAAGGGUCAGAGUCAGACCAUGGCCACACUGAAAGGCCUAGUGCAGAAGGGGGUGAAGGUGGACCUGGGGAUCCCUUUGGAGCUGUGGGAUGAGCCCAGCGUGGAGGUCACAUUCCUCAAGAAGCAGUGCGAGACGAUGCUGGAGGAGUUUGAAGACGUCGUGGGAGACUGGUACUUCCACCACCAGGACCAGCCCCUGCAGCGUUUCCUCUGCGAAGGUCAUGUGCUCCCAGCUACCGAAACUGCAUGUCUACAGGAAACUUGGACUGGAAAGGAGAUCACAGAUGAGCAGGAGAAGGUGGAAGGCGAGGAGGAGGCAGAGGCGGAGGCAGAGAUGACCAAGGCAGCAGUCAACCCCACGCAUGACCCGGAGGAUCUCUGACCCCUGAAGUCUGAGCUCUCCCCAUCCCAGCUUUAAGGGGGGGUGUGUUUGACCGCACCCCAAAGCUUGUAGCCGUUCUCUCCCAUCCGAUCUCAGGGUGAUCCGACAGGGUGUGAGGAGAAGGUGGGAGCAACGGGUGAAAGCCCUGUCCCCGUAGAUGAGCCCUCUGCCUGCCGUCCAGCCCCUUAAUUGGCAGGUGCACGGCGAUGCUAUUGACGGCUCCCCACCGUCACCCAGGGGUUGGCAGCGGCACUGGAGCUGUGGGCCUUGGGAAAGUCUCUUUGUCGUUGGGGAGUGGGGGCGUCGAUUUUUCACUUUUUAGAGGGAGAGGCCAGAACACUAAUUCUCAACGGCCCACAUACACUGCCUGCACACGAACAGGACAAUAGCAGGGUUGGGGGGUGAGGCGGUGCUGAUAAGUUAAAGGGGACACAUACUCUAUCUUUGUAUUAUUUUCUCCGAGGGCCCACCUCAGAAUUUCACAGGUGCCAAAUUUUAUAUACCGCUAUUAAACUUUUUUUAAAUAUCA
Oryctolagus cuniculus (rabbit) is the source of this 1438-nucleotide messenger RNA. RefSeq names its product canopy FGF signaling regulator 4 (gene CNPY4). The record is from RefSeq and is a predicted model, not a curated record. Lineage: Eukaryota; Metazoa; Chordata; Mammalia; Lagomorpha; Leporidae.